UUUCUGUCGCUGCGUCACUAGUAGAUUGUAGCACCCUCAUUUCUUAUAAUUUGCCAUCAAUAGUUCUCUGUAUUUUGUUAAUUCAUUAUAUUAUUUUCAAUAAGAUUGAGACUACUUGUUUUAUAUUUACAAAUCAAAUGAAGUGAAGUUGUGUUGAAUCGGCUGUGUAUGUUAGAACUGAAAAGUUAAGCUUGUGUGCAAGUAUCGAUUUCAUGAUUGUAUGCGAUCCUUUGUUGAAUUUCAUUUUUAAUCAACGAAAAUUUUUUGCGUAAUGCAUAUUUACAGUUAAUUUUGAUGUUCAUAAUUUCAUUUAAUUCUUCUAUUUUUUCUAUAUAUUUAUUAUCUUGUUAUUCUUAUGAAGAAAUUAUAUAUUGAAACGAAUUACUCGUGCAGUGGAAUAAAAUUGGAAGAUUAGGGCACUUUCUAUUUAUGAGCUCGUGAUUGCAUUUAAAUUUUCUUAAUCCAUAUUUCGAUUAGUAAAAUGGCGAGUUUUAAACCGCCAUAUGGACUAAAAUCCAAUAAACAACCGUAUGAUGCUUCUACAUUCAGAUGCCAGAAAUGCUUGGAAAUUGGCCAUUUUACAUAUCAAUGCACUGGUAAAAGGAAAUAUGUGAGUCGACCUAGUCGGACAGAAUUGUUGAAUAAAAAACUGAAAUCGGACGACGAUGCAGCGCAGAAUGUUUCUGAUGAGAAGAAUGCUUCUGAUCAGCAGAAUGUUUCUGGUGAGCAAAAUGUUUGUGAUAAGCAGAAUGCUUCUGGUGAGCAAAAUGUUUCUGGUAAGCAGAAUGUUCCUGCGGAGCCCGUACCUUCCACUAGUGGCUAUCGGGUUAAUGCAAUGCGUGCUGAUAAUAUGAAAGAUGAUGCCUCCAGUCAUUCUUCUGCUCAUUCAAGUACAUCUGAAGAUUCAGAAAGUGAUAGCUCGACCUCCAGCUCCAGUGUCUCUUCAUCAAGUUCAAGUUGCUCCAGUUCAUCAGCCUCAAGUUCAUCUAGUCAGAGCAGCUCAAGCUCAUAUACUUCAAGCUCUGAUAGUGACUGAAUUUCAGAAUUUUUAUUUCUUCAUUGAAUAUCAAAAUUGAUUUUUUUAUAGCCAAGGGACUGCAAGAUGGAACAAAAUUUAUUAUCAGAUGCCUCAUCAGACUUGAAAGGGUUAAAGGAAUUUUCAUGGUAAUUGGAUUAUUUUGGAUGGGACAUUUUUGGUAAGUUUCCGUUUUUAAUUAAAGCAAUUUAAUGAAUAUUGGAAACAUUCUGUUUUGAAGUUAUUAUAUCAGGUUUAGAUGUUUUGAUAUUUUAAAGAGCUUUUCUGACUAAAAUUAAUUAAAAAGAAAUUGCUGUGGAGGGGAUUGGAAAAUUUAGUUUAUUAUUAUUAUUCUAAGCUAAGAAUCUGUUCUAUUUCAGUAUUCACAUUAUCAGAACAUUUUAUUUAUUAUAUUUAUCCUCUAAUAAGUAAUUCUUUUUAAACCUUUGUAACAUAUAUGAUAUUUUUAAAAAUAUGUUCUUAUAUUUUAAAGGAUACAUAUGGCUAUUAGUUUAAGAAAUGCAGAAUAUUCCAAAAAAUAAUAAUAACUUAAUUUUCAAACAAAAUGCUUAAUUAUAGACAUUUUUAGUGCAUUCUAAAAACUUAUAAUAGAAUUUUUUCAUCCAGCAAUGGUUCUAACAAUAUUUUAAUGAUUUACCUAUAACAAACUCUUUUACGAAAAAGUAAAAAGUUGUAGAUGACUCAUUAUAUUUUUAAAGAAAUAUAGCCUUAGUUUUAGCUUCUUCAAUGAAAGUUAUUUGUGCGACAAAUAGUCUUUUUUUAUUUCAUAUGCUUUUAAUCUCAACUUUCACUUUAAAAAAAAUUUCCACCUGAUUUUGUUUUAUUGCAUAUAAUAUUUUAUUGCAAUUUGAAGCUGUGUUGAUUUUUGAAAUACUGCUGUAUACUUAGUGAAUUUGGUAAAAGUUGUCCUUUUUUUUUUUUAUCAGAGAUAAGGUAAAAAUGGAAUUACUAAAAAUUUUCAGUUUAUCUUUACCAAAAGGUUUUACUUAGUGCAGAGUGAAAGGCAUAGAUAUGUCCAUCUUUAGCUAUCUGUCUUUAAUUCCUCACAAUGAAGAUUAUUAUCAACUUCUCAGAAAAACAGUACAUUUAUUUUUUAGCUACUUUAUAAAACCCUGCUGUAUUGUUUAUGACUGCUUGAUUUUGUAAAAUCCUUGAAUUUACAUAGCAUUUUAAUUCUGCUCUAAAUUGAACUACAAGACCUUUUUUCAUGUGAUGUUCCAAAGAAAGAGUAAUAAGCUAGACAAUCAAAAUCUGACUCAUAGUGAACAGAAUUUGCCAGCUAUUCUUUAACUGGUUAGUAGGACUAAUGAUCCAAUAAUGAUCUUUUUGAAGAUAAUGUUAAUACAUAGUAGCAGUAAAAAAAAGUUACUUUCAUUGAACACCAAUGCACAUUCAUGAUUUCAAUUUGUUGCCUAAUUGAAAAAUUUUCUAUAAAUUUUUUUUUAUUAACCCGGUCCUUCAAAUUCGCUCCAAAUGCUGAAGCUCUAGGAAUUAUCUUUUCAUGUUGUCGACAUGUUUAGAAAAUGGAGCAACUGUUUUAAAUUUUCAUUUACUUCUGCAGUAAGCAAAAUUAUUUAUGAUUUUAUAGAUUUUCCUUCAGCAUUGAUCCAUUAGUAGAAAGUAAUUAGGGUUUCACUAUUGAUAUAUUCCAAUUCGCCACACAAUACAUUCACACUACACUCUUUGUACACACAAUCUGCCAUUCAAUUUUUAUUAUGUUUUCAAAUUUACUUACAGUUAUAAUAAGCAACUCCUUAGCAUUAUGAAUUUUCAAUUUAGAAAAGGAUUUCUUAAAUUCGAUAAGUAACAAUUCUAUGUUUUUAUGGUAUAUCCAGUAAUACACUUCCCUGUCUUUCUGUUAUUGGAUGAGUAUGUUUUGUUCUUAAAUUAUGGAAGCAGCUAGUGCCAAUUUCUGCAAUAGAUUCUUGUUUGAAGCUCAUGCUUUAGUAUUUUUGUAUUCUGUUUGCCAUUGCAAAUAAUUUUUUUUUAUCCUGGAUUGAAUCCAUUUGUAUCAUCAAUUUUUUUAAAGGAUUUCUUUUAUAGUUUCUCUAGCAGUAGCCAAGUCUUUCUUUUGGGCUACUUUUCAUGUUUAAAUAUCUGAAGGAAAAUAUUUUUUGAAAGAAUACUGUUAAUAAUGUAAAGAAAUAUUGUAAAUGUCUCAUAAAAAAUGCAAAUUUAUAUGGUGGAAAAUCCUUUAUAAAACUUUACUAUUUUAUUUCUAUUGUCAUUCACAAUUCUAAAUUAUAAAAAAAAAAUCUUUAAAUGAAAGGCACAAAGCUAUUAAAGAUAAUAAAAUUUAUUUUAUGAAACAUGUUUGUUUUAAAUUUAUUAAUUAGGCAAAUUAUGUAUUUAACAGUCUGUCCCAUUUCAGUAUGUAACAUUGUUUCUUGUUUGAUACCCCAUUUUAUGUAAAAAAAAAAAAAAGAACUAUAUAAUGUGAAUUUAGAUCAUCAUUUUUAACUUAAAAGAAUCUAAACAUAAUUUGCUUUCUUUUUAAAAUAUUAUUCAUUAUAAUUAUAAAAUAAGCAGCAGUUAUAAAUAGUGAGGCAUGACACAUUCCUUUGAAUUUCAACAUUUCCUGAAUGAAAUUUUAUCCUUGAGAUCGAUUAGUUUUCUUUUAUGUAAUGAUUCCACUAUACUUUUAAUAUUUCAAACAUUCUUUAUAUGAAUUUAUUCACCUUGUUGUUCAGUUAAUCAUAAUUAUUUUACUACUCGGUGUUUGUUUAGUAUAAUUCAUUAUUUUAUGCUCAACUUUUUUUUUUUUUUCGCUCAAGUUCUGUGUAAUGUCUGACAAAGAAAAUAUAAUUAAAACAUAAAAUUUUACUUUUAUCAUGUAAAAAUAAAGAUUUACUUAUAAAAAUAUAACUAAUUGUGCAGUCUUCUGAAACACAUAGACUUCAGGGAAAUAAGAUGAUUGACAAGGCUUUAAAUAAAUUGGAGCUGAUUUUGCCACCACUUUAAAAUGAAAUUCACCAUAACACUGUGCCCCACCUUCCCCUAUAGCAAAAUUGAUUUUAAUACAACAUUGUAAGUUUUAUAAAAUAACAAGACUAGAAACAGUUUUCAUGUGCAGGCAUCGGAUUAUAUUUGAUAUAACCCAAAAUCACUUUUAUAAUUUGCCUGAGCAACAUUACGCAUGGUUAUCUGAAGAUUUACCAGCUUGCUAUUAGAAAUAAUUUAACCUCAAAUUAUAACUGGCAAGAAAUUUUAUUCCUUUGACUGUUUAUUGAAAUUAUCUAAGAAACAAAGAUUUUUGUAUUAAACUGUGGAAAUUGUGUAUUGUUUGUGCAGAAGAGCUAGAACUCUUCUAAUGUAAGAAAGUACUAAUUUUUAAUUAAUUUUAAUUUUUUUAAAACUUUUUUCCAACUAUCUCUGUGAGAUGAAGUUUUCUGUCAUAUAAGAGAAGAGACACAUAUGUGUAAAACAAUAUAUGUUUCCUGUCAAUAUUGGAAGCUCUAAGAGAAAUUUAUUAAAUUGAUGAUGGAUUUAGAUUUUGCUUACAAGAUUAAAUAAAUUAGUGAUUAUUUUUACAAAAGAAAAAAAGCUGCAAGCAUUGCUGUUCUACAUCAUCUAUACACAUGCCGCCCCUGGUUUUAAAAACUGAUCUUUUCUUCUAACAGCUUUUCUUUUGAAAGUUUCUAGAUUUUACUUAUAGUUCUAAUGUGAAUACAAGCUCUCAGUAUUUAUAUUUACAGUUACUUGAGGGUUUUUUUUUUUUUUUUUUUUGGUACUAUAUGGAGCUCAAGAAAUAUUGGCAUGAUCUUAGAGAGAGAGAGGGUAUAUAAUCUAAUGCCACCAGUAAACCAUUAGAUUAUAUUAACCACAGUUUUAAUUAAAACUGUUGGUUGAAAGUUAUAUGUUUGAGAUAUUAAUAUGGAUGAGUUCUCAAUGUUGUAAGAUAUUUGGGUUUUUUAUGCCAUCUGCAGAACUAAGAAUAUUGGCAUAGUCUUAAAGAGAAGAUAUACUUCAAUCUGAUGCCAUCAGUAAACCAUUUUAAUUAAAACUGUUGGUUAUAUGUUUAAAAUAUUGAUGUGUAUUAUAUGUUCAAUGUAAUAAGUGUUUUUAAGGAAAUCAUUAGAGUAGUGAACAUAACUAUAUUAUAAUAACUGGCAAAGAUGACAGUUAUUAUUUUUUUGUUAUUGUUAAAUGUUUUUAUGGAUCAUAAUUGUGAAUAUCUUUCAUAUGCUGCAUUGUCCUAUCCAUCUGGUUUUAUUGUUUUUAUGGUUCCAAAUCAUUAUGUGACACUUUUAAAAAUGCAUUUCAAAGGUUUAAAAUAAAAAAUCUGUAAAUUUAUAGAUGUAAUGAGUUUUUAAUAAUAGAUGUGAUGAGUGUUUAAUAAAAUGUGUUACUUAAAAAUGAGCUAAAUUAUUCUAAGGUAUCAGUUUUAAGUGUACACUCACAUGGGGCAAUUCCCACCGAUUUUGCUGCCCCAAUGAUGUAAACUAUUUCUCUUCUGCUUUGUGUUUUUUAAAUAUUUAUUUGAAAGAAGAAGAAAAACCUAGUCAUUUUUAUGGUUAAUUUUUAACUUUUAAAAAAUGUCUCCCCUCCUCAAAGCAUAAAGGAGAACUUAUGUCAUUUUUUAAAAGUGCCUUUGUAACUAUUUUCAGAUUAGGCAUCUUUUUAUCGCCUGCCCUCCCCUGCCAAAAUUUAAUAUUCAGUAGCUUUAAAACAGCUAACAAUAGAAAUGAAAGUCAGUAGCUGAACCAAAUUCCAUUUUAUUGUAUAGGAAAAUGUUUUUAUUAAACCUGAGACAAAACCAUUUUUAUGCUUUUUGAAAAAAGCAGACUUAUAAUGUAUAUUUUAAGUUUUUGAUUCAUUUGUAAAGAAAUGCAACUUGAUAUGUGUUGUACAUUUUUUCCAAUCUUGUGUCAAUGU
This is a messenger RNA of Argiope bruennichi, 5911 nucleotides long. RefSeq names its product zinc finger CCHC domain-containing protein 10-like. The transcript has 2 exons. NCBI's taxonomy places the organism in Eukaryota, Metazoa, Arthropoda, Arachnida, Araneae, Araneidae. The record is from RefSeq and is a predicted model, not a curated record. Gene Ontology annotation, molecular function: nucleic acid binding; zinc ion binding. The coding region runs from base 482 to 1036 and encodes 184 amino acids.